Messenger RNA from Oryzias melastigma (Indian medaka), 1157 nucleotides. Its product is annotated as transposon Tf2-1 polyprotein. The coding region runs from base 156 to 1157 and encodes 333 amino acids. The transcript is spliced from 2 exons. The record is from RefSeq and is a predicted model, not a curated record. Lineage: Eukaryota; Metazoa; Chordata; Actinopteri; Beloniformes; Adrianichthyidae.
AAUCAGCCUGUUUUCCGCUCAGACCACCAGAGGGAGCCAUCGCCUGAGUUCUAAUCUCUCCUGAGCCUUAUCUUCACUCCAUUUCACUUCAGGCCAUGCAGGCAUAGACUAAGGAGGAGCUGGCAAAAGGUUUAAUCAGGCCAUCCACGUCUACCAUGUCCGCAGGGUUUUUCUUCAUGAAAAAGAAGGAUGGAGGACUCAGGCCCUGUGUAGACUUUCGAAGCCUCAAUGACAUUACAGUGAAGUAUCACUACCCUCUGCCCUUGGUUCCAGCAGCUCUGGAGCAAUUACACACUGCGCAUUACUUCACAAAGCUAGACCUCCGCAGUGCAUACAAUCUCAUCCGGAUCCGUGAAGGUCAUGAGUGGAAGACCGCCUUUUCCACAACCACAAGACACUAUGAGUACCUAGUCAUGCCAUUCGGCCUCUGUAAUGCUCCGUCAGUUUUCCAGGCCUUUGUCAAUGAUGUCUUCAGGGACCUGCUCCACAAAUUCGUCAUUGUCUACAUUGAUGACAUCUUGGUCUACUCGGACACAUUCGAGGAGCACGUGUCCCAUGUCCGCCAGGUCCUCCAACGCCUAAUCACACAUCGUCUCUAUGCAAAGGGAGAAAAAUGUGAGUUCCACCAGACAUCUGUUUCAUUCCUGGGCUAUGUCAUCAGAGCUCAGGGGGUGGCCAUGGAUCAGGGGAAAGUUGAAGCUGUGCUUCGUUGGCCACAGCCAUCCACAGUGCGGGAGCUCCAGAGGUUCUUAGGCUUUGCUAACUUCUACCGCAGAUUCAUUCGAGGCUUGAGCACCAUCGCCGCACCAUUGACCUCGCUGCUUAAAGGCGCUCCACGGUGGCUGCACUGGACACCUGCAGCCAUUCAGGCUUCUGAGGCCCUCAAAUCCCGGUUCUCCCAGGCACCUAUACUCCACCACCCAGACCCCACUUCCCAAUUCAUUGUAGAGGUUGACGCUUCUAGCACAGGCAUUGGCGCUGCACUUUCUCAGUGUCAACGUCAACCUGCUAAGACCUACCCCUGUGCUUACUAUUCAAGGAAGCUGACCAAUGCUGAACUUAACAAUGAUGUGGGGGAUCGUGAGCUAUUACCAAUGAAAGCGGCGUUCGGUGAGUGGAGGCAUUGGUUUCAAUUCCAGAUCACCUACUGUCCUUGA